UUCUUAAAACAUAUGGAUAAAUUAUCAAUUCCAGCAUUAAGAAGUGUAAAUUCAGUCCGAAGCUUCUAUAAAGGGAGUCCCACUUAUAUAGAUUUUUAUGAUCCACCAUGUUUGAAGGGGAAUAUCAGGUGAAAUAAUGUUCAUCCAGGGGGUUUCUUUGGAGAUAAUGAAAAUAUGAUGUGAGGCUUGAUGAAAUAUCCAAACAAAAUGUAUUUCAACACUGGUCCAUGAUCGUUGCACUAAUUGUUGCACCUUCAAAGAAGCAAGCCACACUAUUGCGAAGGGUAAACUUUUAUAUAUUCAGAGCAAACAUGAUGAGACAUGAUAACAUUUUCUGCUUUAAAAGGAGGAUGGCAUUUUUGUGUAAAAUACAGGCACUCCUGCAAAGGAAUAGAUGACACAUCUCGUAAUGCUCAUAAAGGUGCAUCUAAUUUAGCUAGUAAUCUGAAACUUCCUGUGGGGCUGCUCCAUGGACAUGAUGGAGUAAGGUUUUACUAUGCAAAAGGUCAUUCAUCCAGAUUCAUCCAAAAAGUUAUGCAACAUUUAACAUUAUGUGGGUGGGUGUCAUUUUGUCUGUGUCACACUGUAUAUACUUUGUCAUUAAAUGUAAAAAGGUUUUAUCUCCAAUUUGAAUCAUGUCACUGGUACUCAC
This is a messenger RNA of Owenia fusiformis, 652 nucleotides long. NCBI's taxonomy places the organism in Eukaryota, Metazoa, Annelida, Polychaeta, Sabellida, Oweniidae. The record is from the annotation of a GenBank genome assembly.